Messenger RNA from Suillus subalutaceus, 2028 nucleotides. RefSeq names its product cytochrome P450. Gene Ontology annotation, molecular function: iron ion binding; heme binding; monooxygenase activity. The coding region runs from base 350 to 1900 and encodes 516 amino acids. The record is from RefSeq and is a predicted model, not a curated record. The transcript has 14 exons. Lineage: Eukaryota; Fungi; Basidiomycota; Agaricomycetes; Boletales; Suillaceae.
GUCGUGAUGAGUCAUGCAUUUACUUGCAUUGGACAGUGGAUGAACUAUGCUAGCCAAAUGUAUUGCAAGCGAGUCCCCAUUCGCAUGUCCGUCGGAAUGGUUGUCUAGGUGAACAUGCGAAAGUAUUGUGCAAUCUGGUAUGACUGUUCAACAGAGCGCUCUUCACGGCUUCUCUUGAUGGUCAUAUGACUCAUCCGUAACCUUCGCACACCAGCAUCACUCCGCAUCUGGUCACAGGUGGCACAUCAAUUGGCAGGGCUCCGACGGACAAUAAACAAUGAUCAAACAAAAAUUGGCAGGGAGGGGUGCUUAAAAGUCACUCUUCACUUUGAAUGUACCGCAACUUACGAUGAAUUCUCUCCGAUUCUUCUUUGUGCUCAUCCCACUGCAAGAACCCAACGUAGGGCUCGUCCUCAGUGCUGCAGUUUGUCUUGCUGUAGUGGGUGUAAUUUUUUGGGCUUCCCGUCCUAAAUCAAAAAGUGGCCUUCCUCUUCCACCUUCCCCUCCCACUUGGAGACUUCAAGGGCACGUCCUACCAACUCGCAAACCUUUCCUCACCAUAGCAGGAUGGAUUGACGAGUACGCUCCUUUGAUUACUAUUCGAUUAAAAUUCGAGCGGAUCGUUAUUAUCGGCCGUUACAAAGCCGCCGUAGAAAUUAUGGAGAAUCAGGGAAAAUUUCUAGCUGAUCGUCCUCCCAUGAUUGCUGCUGGAGAGUUAUUUAGCGGCGGAAUGAGCAUUGCCUUUAUACCUUUCGUGGACCGGUUCCGUCGCAUGCGUAGAGCACUUCAUUCUCAUCUCCAACCUAAAGCAGCUGAGGCAUAUCAGCCACUGCAGAUGUCACACGCGAAGGACAUAGUUCUUGGCGUUCUUGAUAAUCCACACAACCUCCGGCACCAUGUGAUAACUUAUGCUGCGACGACAAUUAUGAAAAUUGCAUAUGGGAAGAAUACGCUCACGUCUGCGACUGAUCCCGAAGUCAUUGAGAUGCAUCAAAUUGUCAGGAUGGCUACUGGGAUAAUGCGCCCUGGUGCUUAUCUGGUGGAGUCGAUUCCGUGGCUCAAACAUCUUCCUUGGUAUGGGCGAGACUUAAAGCUGGGGUUUGAGAGGAGUAAGAAACUCAACCUUGAUCAGCUAAACCGCGUGAAGGAGCAAAUGCAUAGCGACGUGGAUAUCGGCCCCUCGUUCACGAAAUAUAUGCUAGAAAAUAGCCAAUCCUAUGGUUUGGCAGAGACCGAGAUGGCCUUUCUUGGUGGUGCCUUUUUUGGAGCUGGAUCAGAUACGACUUCUAUGUCGAUAUGCACGGUACUCAUGGCAGCCGCAUGUUUCCCCGAGGAGCAAGCUAAAGUUCAGGCCGAGCUCGAUGCGGUCAUUGGAAGGCACCGAGCGCCGACCUUUGCCGACAAAGAGUCCCUUCCACGCCUGCGAGCAUUUAUCUCUGAGGCUUUAAGAUGGCGACCUGUGGCUUCUGGCGGACUGGCUCACCGCACAACCAAGGACGUGGUUUGGGACAACUACUGUAUUCCAGCUGGGACUACGGUGUUCGGCAACCAUUGGUCUAUUUCUCGGGAUCCAGAUGUCUACCCGGAGCCUUAUGCGUUCAAGCCUCAACGCUGGAUUGACGACGAAGGUGGCCUGAGAGACGAUUUAAAAUUCUUUGUCUACGGCUUUGGUCGGCGCGUAUGCCCCGGUCAACAUGUCGCGGACAGAUCAGUGUUCAUAAUUACCCUCCUUAUUCUUUGGGCCUACAAACUCACUCUGGAUCCUACAAAGCCAUUAGAGGACAUGGGGUUCAUGGCCGGCUCGAUGCCCGACGUCCUGCCAUGCACAUUUGAGUUUGAGAAGAGGAUUCCGGAAACGGAGCUCAGGAGCAUGAUGCAGCAUUAUCCUGAGGUAGCAUGAGAAGCUUUGAUGCCUAGACGGGUUAGGGAGAGAACGAAGAACAAGUUCCCAACGAAUCCUCCUCGACUUGCAGUAUGGUUUAAAUUUGCCUGAGCCAAUUCUGAUUUGUGCAUUAUGUAGUUCCUGUC